AUGGCGUCCGUCAAGGAAACUGUCACCGAAGCACUCCUGGGCACAGAGCAAGCUCCGGAGCUGUCGCAACAGACGAAAGCUGCUUUCCUGCAGCACGCUGUCAAGGACGAACAAACAGGAGAUCUGUACCUGGGCGAGGAGCAGUUUGUGGACGCGGUAGCGCCACCAGCGGAGGACUACCACAAGAUCAAGCGCGAUCAGUAUGGCAUCCUCUUCAAAGUUGCCGACCGCCGGAGAAAUGGCAAGGUCACCAUGUCUGACUGGGCUACUUUCACGAACCUCCUCGAGAAGCCGGACGCCGAGUACGAGAUGGCUUUCCGGCUCUUCGAUGUCGAAGGAACGGGCCAGGUGAGCUUCGAGGACUUCUACAGGAUAUACUCGCAGAACAAAAGUGAGGAUAGCUUGCCCUUCGACUGGGAGUCUGAGUGGGCGUCGCUGUACCUUGGCGGGAAGAAGAGGCGGCACAGCAUGACAUACCCUCAAUUCUCGCAGAUGCUCCGCGGAUUGCAGGGCGAGAGGGUGCGGCAAGGCUUCAUGCACCUCGACAAGAACGGUGACGGUUACAUAGAGCCAGACGACUUCCAGCGCAUCAUCCUCGAGACUGCACGGCACAAGCUGUCGGAUUAUCUCCUUGAGAACCUCCCUACCCUUUGCAACAUCACCGCCGGCAGCAAGAUCUCCUACGCCAAUGUCCGCGCCUUUCAGAAUAUGAUCCGGGAGAUGGACCUGGUAGAGCUGAUCAUCCGCAACGCGGCAAGAAAGAGCACAGACGGCAAGAUCACCCGGACAGACUUCCUCAAUGAAGCAGCGCGGAUAACACGGUUCUCUCUCUUCACGCCUAUGGAAGCGGACAUUCUCUUCCACUUCGCUGGCAUGGACGAGCCGUCCGGGAGGCUAGGACUACCCGAUUUUGCCAAGGUACUGGAUGCGUCGUGGCAUACUGCAUAUCCGCUAAUAAGCGAUGCUGCCGAAGCGGUAUCGGACAUCGGAGCAAGGGCAUUCACGAAGACAAGGUCACUGAUGCAGGACAUCCUUGAAUCCGCCCACCAUUUCGCCCUCGGCAGCGUAGCGGGUGCUUUCGGUGCGUUCAUGGUCUACCCGAUCGAUCUUGUCAAGACGCGGAUGCAGAACCAGCGGAGUGCGCGUGUGGGGCAGAUGCUGUACAAGAAUUCAUGGGAUUGCGCGAAGAAGGUGGUCAAGAAUGAGGGCUUCAGGGGGCUGUACUCUGGUGUCCUACCGCAGCUUGUUGGUGUCGCCCCGGAGAAGGCUAUCAAGCUGACGGUGAAUGACUUGGUCCGGGGAAAGUUCACAGAUCGGAAGACGGGCAACAUAUGGUAUGGGCAUGAGAUUCUUGCCGGUGGUGCUGCUGGUGGCUGUCAAGUGAUCUUCACCAAUCCGCUCGAGAUCGUAAAGAUUCGACUACAAGUGCAGGGCGAGGUGUCCAAGACGCUCGAAGAUGUCCCCCGGAGAUCCGCAAUGUGGAUCGUGAGGAAUCUUGGUCUCGUCGGCCUCUAUAAGGGCGCGAGCGCGUGUCUGCUCCGCGACGUCCCCUUCUCCGCAAUCUACUUCCCUACCUACUCCCACCUCAAGCGCGACUACUUCGGCGAGUCCCCCCAAAAACAACUCGGAGUCCUGCAACUCCUAACCGCGGGCGCCAUCGCCGGCAUGCCCGCCGCCUACCUAACGACACCCUGCGACGUCAUCAAAACGCGCCUUCAAGUCGAAGCCCGCAAGGGCGAGACCCAGUACACGACGCUGCGCCACUGCGCCAGGACAAUCUGGCAGCAAGAAGGCUUCCGCGCCUUCUUCAAGGGCGGACCCGCGCGUAUCAUGCGCUCGUCUCCGCAGUUCGGCUUCACGCUUGCGGGCUACGAGGUCCUGCAGGGCCUACUGCCGUUGCCGGGAAGCCACAAGGAGCCGAGGGGGCAUGCGGAGCCUGCGGUCGGGCUCAGCGACGCGAGGGCGCCGCUGCCGUAUCUGAGGAGCAGGAACGCGCUGAAGAUCAUUCUGGAUCUGGACGAGAAUUUCGGACGGCCGAAGAUGCCAAGCGGGAAGAGCUGGAUGGGGGUUCCGGGCUUUGGGGGUAAGGUGACGGCCGCGUAG
This is a messenger RNA of Coniosporium apollinis CBS 100218, 2103 nucleotides long. RefSeq lists its product as uncharacterized. The transcript has 4 exons. Gene Ontology annotation, molecular function: calcium ion binding; L-glutamate transmembrane transporter activity; L-aspartate transmembrane transporter activity. The record is from RefSeq and is a predicted model, not a curated record. Gene Ontology annotation, biological process: aspartate transmembrane transport; malate-aspartate shuttle; L-glutamate transmembrane transport. Lineage: Eukaryota; Fungi; Ascomycota; Dothideomycetes. The coding region runs from base 1 to 2103 and encodes 700 amino acids.